AUGUGUUUUCCCGCUCUGUGCGUCACCGGCUGUUUAACUGAUGGAUCCCAGCUAGUAAUGGAUGCUUACCUCAGCUGUCAAAGGCUGUAACAGACGGGAUUUGGCCUGUUUGGACACACAGUCCAGUUGGCAGAUAUGGUGAGGCACUGCGUGAUGACGGAGUUGCAAACCUUCCAGCACUCUCUCCAGGGUAACUCCCUGGCCGUUGGCCAAGUGGGGCAGAGUUGUGGGGGAGUUCAGGACAAUGGAAUCACUUCAGAGAAAAGACAGCUCCUUUCCCAGGGUCCAGCAGAUAUUGAAAAAAGCCAGCCAGUAAGCAUCCCAGAUGCUGCUAAAAGGAAGAAGAAGAAAAGAACUAGAGCAACAGACAGCUUCACAGGCAGUUUUGAUGACCUCUACAAAUUGACAGAUGAAGUGCUUGGGCAAGGUGCUUAUGCUAAAGUUCAAGGAUGCAUUAGUCUGCAGAAUGGAAAGGAGUUUGCUGUGAAGAUCAUAGAAAAGAGUGCAGGACACAGCCGCAGCCGAGUCUUCCGUGAGGUGGAGACACUUUACCAGUGUCAAGGAAACAAGAACAUUUUGGAAUUGAUCCAGUUUUUCGAAGACAACAACUGCUUUUAUUUGGUAUUUGAAAAGCUGUGUGGAGGUUCAAUUCUUACACACAUCCAGAACCGGAAGCACUUUGAUGAACUGGAAGCCAGCAAGGUGGUCAGGGAUAUCGCCCAAGCUCUUGACUUUUUACACACCAAAGGCAUUGCCCAUAGAGACCUCAAGCUGGAAAACAUCCUUUGUGAAUACACUGAUCAGGUAUCCCCAGUAAAGAUCUGUGACUUUGACCUGGGCAGUGGUGUGAAGCUCAGCAGUGCUUGUACACCUAUCACCACUCCAGAGCUCACUACACCGUGUGGCUCAGCAGAGUACAUGGCUCCAGAAGUAGUGGAGGUGUUCACAGACGAGGCCUCUUUCUAUGACAAGCGCUGUGACCUCUGGAGCCUUGGUGUCAUCCUUUACAUCCUGUUGAGUGGCAGCCCCCCCUUCACCGGCCACUGUGGCACAGACUGUGGCUGGGAUCGGGGAGAAACCUGCAGAACCUGCCAGAGUCACCUUUUUGAGAGUAUCCAGCAGGGCAAGUACGAGUUUCCGGACAAAGACUGGGCUCACAUCACAGAUGGGGCCAAGGAUCUCAUAUCUAAACUCUUGGUUCGGGAUGCAACCCUGCGUCUCAGUGCUGCUCAGGUCCUCAAGCACCCUUGGGUGCAGGGGAACGCUCCAGAGAGAGGUCUUCCAACUCCUCAUGUGCUACAGAGGAACAGCAGCACCAAAGACUUGACCCAGUUUGCAGCAGAAGCCAUCGCAUUUAACCGGCAGCUGUCCCAGCACGAUGAGGAGCAGGAGGACGUCGGGGCCAUCGUUUGCUCCAUGAGGCUUUCUCCUCCGUCCAACUCGAGGCUCGCCCGCAGACGAGCACAGUCCAACGCCCUACGCUCCAGGGACUUCGCUCCAGCUUCGGAUUGACAUCGUAGCCUAAACAAGCAGCACAAGUUCCUUUCCUGUCUUCUGGCUGGUUUUAGCCCAUUUGUGGUGUGAGUGUUGUUUUCACAGGAAGCCUCGUAGGAUCUGUCACAGAGUGUCAGAAGUGACUAACUGUCCCUGGUGUCAAAGCUCUUUUCCAUGGCCAGUAAUCUCAUCUCCUGCACAGAGUUAGAGCAUCAGGGGAACAGUUAAUCCUUGGCCAUAACCUCCUAAUUGAAAACCUGUUUGAAACUCCUGACAUUUGUCUAGGAAUCAUUUUAGAAUACCUGAGUUUUAAACACAAGCUGUGUUAUUUGAACAAAACUCUUGGUUUAGUUUUACUUUGUCACAAAUAGUCUUCACAGGUUUUAUGAUAUUUUAAAAUUGCAUCGAACCCUUAUGCUAGAAGUUUAUAUCAAAUAUGCAGCGCAUAUCAUCAUCAAUACAGCAUUACGUGGGUUCAGCACAAUAAUACUGCAUUUACUUUUGUACUACAAUAUAUUUUUAUUUAUCAAAUUUUAUUUUUUGUGCCAUCUAACUGUAGUUUAUUUAAAUGGUAAUUAAUGCCUCAUGCUUUAAAGGCAUUGCAUCUUCCUCACUGAACAUAACAGAUGGAUGAUUUUUUUUUUUUAAUUUUUGCUUCAAUCAUAGCUGUGUGUUUCUGUGACUUGAAGUGAGGUUGAGAACCAGUUCAGUUUUAGAACAUUGAAGUGAGGAGUUGACUGACACACUGAGGACAUUUUGACCAUACCUCAGCUUCAGGACAGUCUUCAAAGAGCCAGAUGAUAGUUGAGACUUACUUUUAGGGUAAGAAUUCAGUUUAGGUUCAGGUUUAGGAAUUCAGUUCAGGGCUGGUUACGGUUAGAGUAAGGGGCCAAAGACUGCAUGGUGUCAGUGAGUGUCCUCAGUGCAGUCUGCCAAUUAAAUAUUAAAAAAAAAAAAAAGCCAACUAAAUUACUGAGCUUUUGCUCCUCAUGACCUGUUUACGAUGUUCUUGUCUUGAUUACAUUUGAUAAAAUAUCAUUUGCAGGAGUUUGAGAAGCUUCUUGGUAACAUAAUUUCUUAAAACGAAGCUACCUGUAGCACUGAUGUACUUUAACAUAAGUCAUAUAUUUAGUUUAUUUGAAAGUGAGAAUGGACAGAUUGGUCCAACAAUGUGAAUUUGAUAAGUCUUGUAUUUAUCAUUCAAGGUAUUCCUACAGCUUUUUUAUUCUCAGCGUUACCUCAGUUGCACAUUUGCCACAAAUGCAACACCAUCUCAAAAAGCCAAGCACAGUUUCUGACUUGGUUCUCUUAUUUUUUUUUUUCUUUCUUCGAGGCUGUGUAAUGAAAUGUGAGAUGAGCGUUUGUUAUAGGCAUGUAGGUAGUGAGGGUGUUUGUGGAAACGUUGAUGUUAUAUGUGAUACAAAUGAAUCCAUUCUGAGGUGUAAGGUUUUUAUUUUUAUACCAGUAUUAACUUUAUUGUAUAUUUGGUUCAGAAAGUGUUAAUGGGAUGAAUUUUGGAGUGCAGAUUUGCUGAUAUGUACUUUGAUUAAUUUUUUUUUAUCCUUUUUUUCUCCCAGGAGUAUUUUUUUUAUUUAGAACAUUUAUUGGAGUUUAGUUUCACCUACUCUUUUUGUGAACGGGGUCACUCGUUUUCCCUUAACCCCAUCAACUUUGUGUGUUGCCAGCUAAACGACACAUCCCCUUAUUUCACACUGUUGCCAUGGACACCCCAUCCCUAUAGCAACUGAGGGCAUUGGGGAUUGUCAGAUUAGCUUGGAGUGGAUACACAUUAGAAAUCAACCGCUCGCUAUGCUAAAUCCCUCUCACUCCCAUAAUGAAUCAUAAAAUUUAUUUCUUUUUUUCCCCUGCUAGACUGUAAUGACAUCAAA
This is a messenger RNA of Sphaeramia orbicularis (orbiculate cardinalfish), 3383 nucleotides long. RefSeq names its product MAPK interacting serine/threonine kinase 1 (gene mknk1). The record is from RefSeq and is a predicted model, not a curated record. The transcript is spliced from 14 exons. Gene Ontology annotation, molecular function: ATP binding; protein kinase activity. Lineage: Eukaryota; Metazoa; Chordata; Actinopteri; Kurtiformes; Apogonidae. Gene Ontology annotation, biological process: protein phosphorylation. The coding region runs from base 136 to 1512 and encodes 458 amino acids.